Molecule: messenger RNA, 1263 nt
Organism: Closterium sp. Yama58-4
Lineage: Eukaryota; Viridiplantae; Streptophyta; Zygnematophyceae; Desmidiales; Closteriaceae
Source: the annotation of a GenBank genome assembly
AUGUUCCACAUUCCAGCCCCCACAUCUCGCAUCCCUGGGCCCAUGUUCAACGCAACGAUUCCCCACACACAUCAGUUCCACCCAUGCCACGUGGAGCGGAAAGCCAUAGCGGCCGUUCAAUCAGGCCAAUUUUCAAUAUGGUACCUCACCAAAUCCCUUGUCGGCACAGACAGAAGGCGUUGUCGCGCCACGCUCUUCAGCUUAUGCAGGCUAACGCCGCCUCCCAGCUCGCUUGUGAGCUUGCGACCCCGCAAUGUGCCGUCAGCAAGUAACGGGAGCUUUUUCUCCACCCAGGAUCGCGCGGAAGAACGCGCGGCGUAUUGGCGGAGCGUAGAGAGCGCUCGAGAUGGCGCGCUUCUGGUCGAUCCCUACGCUGCUCUGCUGGCCGCGGCGAAGCAGCAGAGAAAAGCAGAGGGAAAAGGAAAUGCGGGGAAUGAUCCGGGGGAGGCGGCGGUGGAGGCGGCGUCGUACCUGGUGGCGACGCGGUUCUUGGACGACGCGAUUGAAGAGGCGGUGGCGCAGCUGGUGGGCGGGGCGGAGGAGGUCCGCCAGGUUGUUCUUCUAACGGAUGGGUGUGACACGCGGCCGUACCGCAUGGCGUGGCCGCGCCCCAUGGUGCUGUUUGACGUGUCGCCCGCUGCGCCCUACACUGCCUGCCACAACCUCCUCCAUGAGGCUGGAGCGCGGCCAGCAUGUGGAUCAGUGGUGCGCCACGUGUCAGCUGACCUGUCCACCGGGGAGGACUGGCGGGAUGAAGGUUGGGGCGAGAAGCUGCAGAGGCUCGGGUAUAGAGGAGACAGGCCGAGCCUGUGGGUGUUGCAGGGCCUGCCCCAGCUGUCAGCGUCAGGCCUGAAGGCCAUUCUGGGCCACCUGCAAGGGCUGCUCAUGACAGGCUGCCAAGUCAUUGGGGAGCUGCCCUUGCACGCCAUCGCUCCCCAGGCCAUUGCGGGCACAGGAGAAUCAGGGUCACAAGAGGACCCUUCGGUUGCUGUGGCUGCUCUCUCCGCCCUCUUUGCCUCCCAUGGGCUUCUGGCUGAAGUGCAUUCAAAUGUCCCAGUCGCUGCCCUGUAUGCUCAACAGUGCCCCACAGCCCAGCGUCUCCUUGAUGAUUUGAGUGGGUCUGAUGGGCCAGCACCGAGGAACAUGAUGCUGUUUUCAGCAACACAACAGCGGAUGUCUGAUGCACAGGUCGAGCUUUUGGCAGAAGAGAUGCGCAUCGCAGAGGCAUGGGGCGAUGAAGAAGGCUUCGAGGACCUACCUUGA